Molecule: messenger RNA, 1784 nt
Organism: Zingiber officinale
Lineage: Eukaryota; Viridiplantae; Streptophyta; Magnoliopsida; Zingiberales; Zingiberaceae
Product: D-inositol 3-phosphate glycosyltransferase-like
Exons: 1
Coding region: 151-1644 (497 amino acids)
Molecular function (GO): glycosyltransferase activity
Source: RefSeq, a predicted model, not a curated record
CGUCGAUGAUUUAUUUUGUCUGUGUUGAUCCUAAAGCGAAAUGAUGGAGCCCUGGGCGUAAACGUAUUCAUCUUCUACCUGCGUACUUGUCAGCUACUUCGCAUCAAAUCCCUCCCCUCCUCAAUUACUUCCUUCGAUUUCGAAUCCGUGAUGAAGAGAGCGCAUUGUGGCAGCAACGCCAUCACUUUCCGGCGGCUCUGUCCCUUCCUCCUCGCCAUCACCAUCCUGUCCUCCUUCAUUUUCUGGUCUCGCCCCGCCUCUACUCCCUGCAACAUCGAUGCCGCCUUCGCCGCCGCCGCCGCAGAGCAGAAUAGGUCCUUGAACAUCCUCGCCUUUUCCUCCGCCCUCAACCAGCUUUCUUUCUCCGUCCGCCCGCCGCCGCGGCUCCUUAAGAUCGCCCUCUUCGUCAAGCGCUGGCCGCAGCGCAACCGCGCCGGCGGCCUCGAGCGCCACGCCCUCACGCUCCACCUCGCCCUCGCGCGCCGCGGCCACGAGGUGCACGUCUUCACCACCAAAUCCAACGCCACCCUGGGCGACUCCGCCGCGGCCGCCUCCGCCCUGAUCUUCCACCCCACCGACCCCUCCCCUGCCGGCUUCCUCAACCAGGCCCUGGCGUGGGAGCAGUUCGGCAUCCACAACGCCACCGGGCGGCCCUUCGAAGUGAUCCACUCGGAGAGCGUCGGCGUCCUCCACGGCCGCGCCCGCGGCCUCCGCAACCUCGCCGCGUCCUGGCACGGCAUCGCCUACGAGACCAUCCACUCCGACGUGGUUCAGGACCUUCUGCGCGGCUCGUCGGAGCCGCGGAGCCCGAUCGUGGCGGAGCGGCUCGCCAAGGUGAUCGAGGAAGUCAAGUUCUUCCCCCGCUACGCCCACCACGUGGCCACCAGCGACCACGUCGGGGACGUCCUCAAGCGGGUCUACAUGAUCCCGGAGGGGCGCGUCCACAUCAUCGUCAACGGCGUCGACGAGAGCGUCUUCGGGCCCGAUCCGAAAUCGGGAGCAGAAUUCAAGGCCAAGGUCGGCGUGCCGACCGGCGCGAAGCUGGUGAUAGGAAUCGCUGGGAGGUUGGUGAAGGACAAAGGUCACCCGCUGAUGUUCGAAGCUCUGAAGAAGGCCUUCGAGGAGGAAGAGACGUUCCGAAAGGGGGACGUCUUCGUUCUGGUGGCCGGAGACGGGCCAUGGGGCGACAGGUACAGAGAGUUGGGCCGGAGCGUCAUCGUCGUGGGGCCGCUGGAGCAGUCCGAGCUCGCCAAAUUCUACAACUCGCUCGACGUUUACAUGAACCCAACGCUGAGGGCGCAGGGGCUCGACCACACCUUCAUAGAGGCGAUGAUAUCGGGGGUGGCCGCCGCCGGCACGAGGUUCGCGAGCAUCACGGGGUCGCUGAUAGUGGGGCCGGAGGUGGGGUACACGUUCCUGCCGACGGUGGAGUCGCUGACGGCGUGCCUGUUCAGGAUCGCGGCCGACGGGAAGGAGGUGCUGGCGAGGAAAGGGGAGGCGGCCAGGAACAGAGCGUUGAGGCUGCACACCGCCACCAAGAUGUCCCUCGCUUACGAGAGGCUGUUCUUGUGCAUAGCCAAGAGGGCGCCGGCGGUGAAGGACGACGACGACGACUACUGCAAAUACCCACUUCCAUGGGAUUGAAGUGGAAUCCUGCGGCAGACAAAUUUCUAUUUGUCGCAUUUAAAGUCAUGGCACAAAAAAAAACUGUAUGAAAGGUCGAUAAGUAGAUAUGUACUUUCCAUUCUCACCAAGUCUACAUCUAUUUGAAAUAUUUCAAGCAA